Exaiptasia diaphana is the source of this 1394-nucleotide messenger RNA. Its product is annotated as serine/arginine-rich splicing factor RS2Z33. Gene Ontology annotation, molecular function: zinc ion binding; mRNA binding. Gene Ontology annotation, cellular component: nuclear speck. The record is from RefSeq and is a predicted model, not a curated record. Gene Ontology annotation, biological process: mRNA splicing, via spliceosome. NCBI's taxonomy places the organism in Eukaryota, Metazoa, Cnidaria, Anthozoa, Actiniaria, Aiptasiidae.
GAAGCCAUGAAUCGUGAAAACAAUAGGAAGCUAUUUGGUUCCAAGAUUGUGGUGGAGUUUGUCAGAAGCAAGGAAAGAGGUGGCCCAAUAAGUGCUGCAGGGGAUGAAUGUUUCAAGUGUGGAAGACUAGGUCACUGGAGAAGCAGCUGCACAGAGUCAAGAGGUUCUCCACCACGUGGUUCAGGCAGAUAUGGAAGAUCACCACCUCCAUUCUCAAGGCGACCUCCACCAAGUGGCCGAUUUAGAUCCCGUUCAAGAUCACCAAGGCGAUUUCCUGAGCCACCACCUAGACGGCGCAGRUCAAUAAGCCCCCCAAGRCGACCACGUGGACCUCCUCCUGCCAGUCGCAGUAGGGACCGUUAUCGACGAUAGAUCUCUCCGUAUACCGUUGUAUAAACUCCAAUGUUACCUCUAUGKGCUCUAUUAGAAACCAMUAUCAUUAGCACGCUGUAAAUCCAUGAAACAGCUAGUGCGAGGAACACAGCUGGGAGACUUUGGAGUAUUCGUCAGAUAACACAAAGGCAUACAUAGUGACACUAUACUUAACACUUUUAGUUUAAUAUUUUAUUAUAUCAAGUUUUUCCCUUAUUUGUGAGAACUAUUCCAGUAUUUCAUGUUCUUUUUAAAAAUGAUAAAAUUCAAUAUGGCUACUGUGUAAUGGAUGUAUAGCUAAAGCACAGGCAAACCAGACUGGUGUGUGUAGCUCUUAGUUUGGGUUGCCUGGGUUAAGAAAUGAAUUCAUUUCUUGUACAUCUGUCAGCCUUGUUUCCAGGUUCUCUUUUUAAACAAGCAAAGAAGCCUGGGAAUGACGUUGGUUUAUCUGUGUCGGGGUUUUCAAAGCUCAAUACUUAAGCAUUAAUCCAACGUUAACUACCUAGUAUAUAAAACAGGUUCAACUCAUAGAUGGUGGUAAGAUUUAACUCUUGGUUACAGGGUUCGUGCUAUUCCUUGAAGUCCUUGAAAAGUCCUGGAAUUGAAAACUUGUUUUCAAGGGUGCUUGAAAGACCUUGAAAAUGGGGAAAAUUGCUAAAACUCCUGGAAAACUCCUUGAAUCUGAUAAAAUUGACAUGUUGCUUCUUAGCUUUUGGAUUGAAAUUUGGCUGUUUUUGAAAAUCGCCACUUGAAAAGUCCGCAAACAUUAAAAACUACAUUCAAAAAUACUCCUUGAAAAUCACAUUUUUGUGCUUAAAAAGUACUUGAAAGUCCUAGGAUUUUUUGUGAAAAUGUAGCACGAACCCUGUAGUUAGAUUUAGCUUCAGAGUUAAGCCAGGGUUAGAGUAAAUCAAGCUUUGAACACUGCGAYACUAUAUUAGGCUCAUACAGUUUUAUCAGUAAUGUCAUUGGCAAAUUUUAUUCAGUAAAAAGGUUUACAUUACAAAUAGCAAUGAUUUUGA